Messenger RNA from Volvox carteri f. nagariensis, 726 nucleotides. RefSeq lists its product as uncharacterized. Lineage: Eukaryota; Viridiplantae; Chlorophyta; Chlorophyceae; Chlamydomonadales; Volvocaceae. The record is from RefSeq and is a predicted model, not a curated record. Bases 1 to 726 code for a protein of 241 amino acids. The transcript is spliced from 2 exons.
AUGGCCCAAUUCAAUUUUGUUGUAAUUCCGGCGGGUGAGGCCGGCAGGGUUGUCCCUGUGGUUGCUCAUGCUGCUGGUGCCCCUGCGGAAGAGGCAGGAGAGGCCGGCGUGGGCAAUGCAGGUGUUGCUCCCAUUGUUCCUGCUGCUGGAGCCCCCGCGGGAAAUGCGGAUGAGGCCGGCAUGGACACUGAGGAGGACCUUCCCCCUCUGUUGGAGGAAGAUGAGGGGGAAGAGGAGUACGAUGAGGGGGUUUACAAUGAGGAGGAGGAACUUGAGUUGGAGGCAGAGGCAGCUGAGGCGGAGGCAGCUGAGCUGGAGGCAGCUGAGAUUGAAGGAAAAGUUAUAGCUGCUAGUGGAGUUGGUAUCUCCGUCCCCCUUGCUGCUAUGCGUUCUUACACUUGGGCUAAACAGCCUAACUCUCUCCUCAUGCUUCAUCUGCUCUAUUUGCUUUAUUUGUUGAUAUGUUCACGUCCUGAUAUCUUUUUCAACGUGGAAGCUCUAGCUUCGGCGCAUUGGAGUUCAGUAGAAGCAGCUCUAAAGUAUCGCAUUUUGUCGAGUACUCAGAAUGUCGGUAUCCUUUUCCUCGACAACUUAAACGUCGAAGGAUUGUUGCGAUUCGGACUUGGCUUGAUGGCGCUCUACAUCUGGGUUGUUUUUUCUCUCUUGGCGACGGUUCAAUUUUUCUUGGGUUUAUUCCACUUCAGCCAUCAUCGCUGUGCCUUAUGA